Molecule: messenger RNA, 3442 nt
Organism: Dalotia coriaria
Lineage: Eukaryota; Metazoa; Arthropoda; Insecta; Coleoptera; Staphylinidae
Gene: Syt12
Product: Synaptotagmin 12
Exons: 8
Coding region: 289-2031 (580 amino acids)
Biological process (GO): cellular response to calcium ion; regulation of dopamine secretion; regulation of calcium ion-dependent exocytosis
Cellular component (GO): plasma membrane; exocytic vesicle
Molecular function (GO): SNARE binding; phosphatidylserine binding; clathrin binding
Source: RefSeq, a predicted model, not a curated record
CGGCGGACAGGCGGAAAACUCGGCACGCUUGUGCUCUUAUUCCGCAAUGUGACUGCAAAGUGUCGGCGGUGCGUGAACGCGACACAGCUCCUCCAAUAUCGCCUGCCAUCCACCGCGCCGCAAUGGCCUAGAUACGUUUACGCGCGUUUCGCUGCCGCACGCGCGUCGAUUCCUCUCCAAAGUCAAACACGCUCGCUCACACACCAUCGGCCAUGAUGUAAGCCAUGACGCGGAAGAUAUCUACUCAAAGCGCACAUUAGCCAAACACUCACGCCUGGAGUCAAAAAGAUGUACGGCCUACUGACAUUGGCGAUAAUCGCGAUUGCGAUGUCGCUUAUCUUCUACGCCUGUCACAAGUUCCACGUUUUCGUUGCGCUCACGGCCUGGAUCAAAUCAACGACCGAAGAGAAAGUCGGCCUAACAAAACUCGUAGGACACUUCAACGCCAACGGAUAUCUGGUACAUUCAGAUUCGGAUAUUUACAUUGGCACCAACGGUAGUUUCAAGCGGUUUGAAUCAUUUGAUAGAGAUAUAAAAAUCGCCACAACAAGUUUCGGCAGCGACGAGUGGUUCGAGAAUGAAGAACCGCAAAUUCCGCCGCAACCACUGCGUCCGGCGCCGGUCCCAACGAUAUCCUCCGCGGAUAUUAUCAGAGAGUCAUCUCUAGAAGAUAAGCAAAGUCCACCGCCAAUAUUAACAACCACUAUAAUAAGUAACAAUGAAUGCAUCGCGACUGAAACAUCAAUAAAACCUCUUCCUCGGCCGGUGUCUUCAAUGAAUGUAAACGCAAUGCAACAGUCGAACGCGCAGUUCAUCCAACCGCCCCCGGCUAUGCAAGGACGCGUUGCUGCUACGCACACUCUUCCUCUUCUUGAUAGCGAAGCGCCGCCACAAGAACUCAGCGUCAAUUUGACUGCCGAUUUGACAAUGAACGAAUGCAUCAAUGGCAGCAAUCUAAUUGCCACCAGAGGUGGAAAUCCAUUCGGAAUUAGAGGUACGAAUGGUACCCGAAGUAGAAGUGGCAGUGUCAGCGAGGACACGUGUAGGAAUGUGGCAACAAGCGCAAGUGGAAAUGGCGGCGUUGGGGCGGCAACAGGAGAUUACGUUGAGGUGAUAUCGGGCGUGCUCAAACGUGCCGUCUCCUGUGAGAGUGUCUGCUCGGAUACGUCUGUUGCGCUCGGCGAUCUCGAGGAGAACAACAUCACAGGAUAUCUUUGCAUUGGGCUUGAAUAUGACAGCGAACAGGGUGAAAUGAUAGCAAACGUUCUGGAAGCAAAAGACUUAAUAAACCCAAACUUUGCGAUAAAUGGCGCAACCAACACCGAUGAGCAGAUGGACACAUAUGUGAAAAUUUUUCUAUUGCCUGAUAAGAAUAUCAACGUACAGACAAAGAUCUAUCGGAAUUCAAAUAGUCCCAGUUAUCAGGAGCGCGUGAUUUUUACACUACAUCCUCGAGAUCAGAUGCAAACAGCGUUGUUGUUUCACAUUUACGCAACGGAUAUGAACUCACACACGCUCAUUGGUGAGGGUGAACUGAGUUUGGCUGAUGUCAGUCUUCGACAGCCUGUUACCACGUGGGUUACCUUAACGGAUACUAGCCAGGCUGGUACAGAGUUCGGAGAGUUGAUGUUCUCGUUGAGUUAUCUGCCCACGGCAGAACGACUCACCGUCGUUGUCGUCAAAGGUAGGAAGCUGAAGUUUCAGAGCGAUAAGGAGCAAGGAGAACCCUUCGUUAAGGCAUAUCUGCUGCAGUACGGCAAAAAAAUUCAUAAAAAGAAGACUUCAUCCAAGAAACCGGAAAAGAGUCCUAUUUUUAACGAAUCAAUGAUGUUUAAUAUUCCUGCGCAUAUGCUACAGACAAUCCAGAUACGUCUGACGGUAGCUGAGAUGCACCCGGAGGCGACAAAAGCACACUCCAUCGGUCAUGUCAUCGUCGGGGCGCAGGCGUCGGGACGUUCGCUAGCGCAUUGGAAUCAAAUGCUGCAGGCGUUGCGGCGCCCGGUCGCAAUGUGGCAUCCACUGCGAAAAUAAAAUCUUCCACGGCCACGCAACCCCCCACAUAACUUAGUAUAUAAGCAAGAACGUACAGUGCAUACAUUCCCUUCACGACCCCCUCAACUCUCUCACUAUUUCUACCCUUGUUACAACACACUCUACACGCAUGUACUCGUAGUUUAAACGUUUUCUAUCCGAACAAUUUACAAACACAUACAAGACACAGGGUGAUAACAAUAUACCAACAAAAUGUGUUAUUUUAUUAGAUACGUAGAGAUAAAUACUAAGUUGUUGUUUUGAAAAAAUGGUGAAUCGCCCUGUAUCAAAUGUUGCCAAAAUAACACUUUAGACACUUACCAAACAUGUUUCGUGACAAAAGUGUGUUUGCUUCCAUGAUUGUGAUAAAUGGCCUUUGAUCCUAACAAAAGAAUAUAUUAUUGACGACGAUGCAAAGAAAUAAGGAACAUAAUUGUACAUUUUGGCAAGUUUAUGAUUAUGUGGAAAGUUUAAAAUGUUGAAACCGAUUCUUGACUAAAAAAGCACACAAAGUAUGUUUCUAUUCGUUGUUGAAUGUUAAAUGUUGACUCUUUACAAAAUGCAGAAAAUGAAACAGGUUUCACACUUAUACUAUACUAAAAAAAAUUUAAUCCAACUGAUUUAUACAAUAUUUGCAACAAAUGAAAAACAUACAACCAAUUGUAUAAGAUGUUAUCAAUAAUUGAUAUUCAAAAUCAAAAAUCAAGCGACUGAUGAAUAAUAAUUGCUUGUAUGUUUUUGAUUUGGGGAAUUAUAUUGUACAAUGCCUAGAGACGAUAUUUUGACAAAUUUAUGGACAAUAAUACGUGAGUACGUCUAAUGUAACAUCCCUGAUUACAUCUUCACACUCUUGUUAUGAUCGUGAAAACCUUCAAAAUGGCAUUGUUUGUUUUCAUUGUUGUUAAAAUAUAAAAUAAGCAGAUUGUUUCAAAAGGUAGCAAAAAUCGUAGGCAAAAGAAUCUGUGAUUUGUCAUAUUUGUAUUUGUUAUGUUGCAAUUUGAUGGAAUGAUGGGUCCAUUUAAACAUAUUUGUAAAUAAGUAUGUAAAUAAGUGCGGCCAGUACAAAGUAGGAGUAGAAGCAGAUGUCAGUACUCAUAAAAACCUUAAAAUAUCAAAAUUAUUAUAAUUCUAGUAAUUAGAGCAAAAUUGAUAAACAAAUUAGGUUUUAUUGCAAGUUUGAGACAAUCUGCUAGAAGUAUUUGUUAUGUAUAUUCAGAUGAGAAAUAAAUUAAUUUUUAUGUACCCAAGACAUUUCGGUCUUUCAUAGGAAAUUAAAUUGUUCUGGUAUCCCGAUGUAACGCAUUCAAAGUAAAAAGAUAUAAUGGGAGCGAUGUGCAUAAUCAAUCCGAAUAAAAUGACAUGUUAUCUAAUCCCAAUAAGCAUUACAAUGUAAAAUAAACUAUCAAACAAU